AUGCCUGAUGAAGGAAAAGAAAGUGUUGAUGGUGAUGAGGAACAUAGCGUCUUUCUUAAGCAGAGCAUAGUAAAUCCAAAGCACUGCACUGAAGAGCGACACCACAUAGGGAAUCGACUGGAAACCUUCCGAUGUUUUCUUCUUGCAUAUCUGCCUCCACCAGAUUUGGCCGAUGAAGCUAACGGCGGUGAUGGUUUCAGUAGAACUUACAAAGCUUGGAAAGGCAGCAAUGUAUUUGCUUUGGGAGGAAGAUUUAUAUUUGGACCCGAUGUGGGAUUCCUUUUUUUCACCAUCUUCUUAAUUGUUGCUCCUGUUGCUGUCUUCUGUGUCUUCGUAGGACGAAAAUUAAUGGAUGGCUUAUCUCAUCACCUCGGAGUAUCGAUAAUAGUUGUUGCCGUGGCUCUCACUUUAUCUGAUAUAACUCUUCUUUUGCUAACCUCAGGAAGAGAUCCCGGUAUAAUUCCGCGAAACUCGAACCCUCCCGAGCCGGAAGGUUAUGAAGGAAUGAAUGAAGCUUGGCCUGGCCAAACUCCGCCGUUACUAUUACCUCGUACGAAAGAUGUGGUUGUCAAUGGUAUAAGUGUGAAGAUCAAGUACUCUGUUACUUGUUUGCUGUAUUGACCUCCCCGAUGUUCUCACUGUUCGUUAUGCAAUAACUGUGUCAACAGAUUCGAUCACCACUGCCCUUGGGUCGGUCAGUGUAUCGGACUGGUAAUACACAUUGUUUCACAUGAUAUUCUCUGCUUUUUCUUCUGCAUUAUCUAGUCUUUCGGCUUUUCGUGGCACGAUUUGUGAUCCUUUGCAACCUGAGAAUUGUUCAGUGUAACUAUGACUUGCAUUGGUGCAUUCGAAUAGGAACAUGUAUGAUGAUGAUGUCUCUGAUUUCCUCCUCUUGGUUUGGUUCAGCGGAAUAACCGAUUCUUCUUCUUGUUUAUCUUCUCUAUAACUCUACUUUGUUUAUACGUGCACGGAUUUUGCUGGGUUUAUAUCCAGAGAACCAUGGACGAAGAGGAAUUGGCGAUCUGGAGAGCGAUGACUAAAACCCCUGUUUCCAUUGUGUUGAUAAUCUACACCUUCAUUUCAGUGUGGUUUGUUGGAGGUUUAACCGUCUUCCAUUUGCAUCUAAUCAGUACAAACCAGGCAAUAUUUUUUUUUUCAGAUCAUUGUAUAUUUGUAUCACAAGAUCACG
This is a messenger RNA of Hibiscus syriacus, 1189 nucleotides long. RefSeq names its product probable protein S-acyltransferase 5. Bases 1 to 621 code for a protein of 206 amino acids. The transcript is spliced from 5 exons. The record is from RefSeq and is a predicted model, not a curated record. NCBI's taxonomy places the organism in Eukaryota, Viridiplantae, Streptophyta, Magnoliopsida, Malvales, Malvaceae.